Drosophila kikkawai is the source of this 5416-nucleotide messenger RNA. It is a transcript of the gene alpha-Man-IIb, whose product is annotated as alpha-Mannosidase class II b. Gene Ontology annotation, cellular component: Golgi membrane. The record is from RefSeq and is a predicted model, not a curated record. NCBI's taxonomy places the organism in Eukaryota, Metazoa, Arthropoda, Insecta, Diptera, Drosophilidae. Gene Ontology annotation, molecular function: alpha-mannosidase activity; carbohydrate binding. Gene Ontology annotation, biological process: protein deglycosylation; mannose metabolic process; N-glycan processing.
AAAAUCAAAACAAAUCAAAACGCGCAAGAAGACGGUUUCGGUUGGUUCCCAUAAAAAAUAAAAAAUUAAAAAUAAAAACAUAUUAAUUUGUUUAACUACCGUUAGAACAUUUUGGCCGUUCAUUAUAAUAUUUCAAAGGGUAGUUGCGUUACAACGGGAUGAGCUGGAGACUGCCGCUCGUGUAAGGGCAUCGCGUUUGUUUUAUUGAUUCGCAAACAGUGGGAAUCCUCGUCACAAUUCAAACCGAAAACACUUGAUCUGAAGCAAAUAAAGAAACUAGCUAAUAUUUAGUUAAUACAAGUGCAGUUCUGCUUCCGAAGCUGUAAGUGCGCGUGGGUGUUCGGCUGUGUGUGCAAGUAAAGGAUUACGGAAAAGACGCGACCUGGCAUUGUAACUGUGUCCUGUGCGACCAUGCGUGUGUGUGGGUGAGCGGCGAAAGUGACAAAAAAGUUAUUGAUAAAAUUCGCAGACUGCAAAAGAUGUAGAACAAACUCCGAGCCAGACCGCGGAAGCUCAGCAGCGAGAUCUUCCCUUGGAAUCCCAGCCGGGGACAAAGAAUUGCAGUCAACUCUACAGGAUGUCGUUUAAGCUCUUUCGCCGCGGAUCAGCGCGCUGUAUUGGCCUGCUGUCUGCGUUUGUGACUAUCCUGCUCUGCCUCUACUACAUCUCCAUUGGCCAGCCCAAUCCGGCGCCUGUUUCCGAGACGGGAGUUCCCACGGCAGCGUUGCGGGGAUCGCCUCUCAAUGGCCUUACCGGGUUUAGCGUGGGCGGAGGCUCCUCCUCGAUCAUCCACCAACAGCAGCUACAGAAGCUGCAUGCGGCCGUCAUCUCAAACCAAAAGAAAUUCCAGGAGCAGGCAGAAGUAACUGCAGAACCGCCGUCCGAGGAGCAGCAGUACGCCAACAGCCAGUGGGGUGACAAGUGCUACGAGCUGAUCGAAAGUAACACAAACAUAACGGCCAACCAGGAGCACAGCAAGUUCGAUUUCCAGCCAGAGUGGAUGCGCUCAAAGGAGUACUGGGAUCGUGGCUUUGAGGAGCGUUUUGACGCGCAGAAGAAGGACAAACAGCGGCCCCCGCUGAAGAUAAUCGUGGUGCCGCACUCCCACAAUGAUCCUGGCUGGCUGAAGACUUUUACCAACUACUUCCAGUCGGACUCGCGCCAGAUCCUCAACCUGCUGGUGACCAAAAUGCAGGAGUACACGGACAUGACGUUCAUCUGGUCGGAGAUAAGUUUCCUGCAGCUGUGGUGGGACCAGGCACAUCCCACCAAGCAGCGAGCUCUGAAGCGACUUAUCGACUCGGGUCGCAUCGAAAUUACCACCGGCGGCUGGGUAAUGACAGAUGAGGCAAAUGUCCACGUUUAUCCCAUGUUGGAUCAGUUAAUCGAGGGCCAUCAGUGGCUAAAGAACAACCUGAACGUUACUCCGAAAGUGGGCUGGUCCAUUGACCCCUUUGGCCAUGGUAGCACGGUGCCGUACCUGCUUUCUGGAGCGAACUUCGAAGGCGCCAUCAUCCAGCGGAUACAUUACGCUUGGAAGCAGUGGUUCGCCCGCCAGCAGUCAGGGGACUUCAUCUGGAAGCCCUAUUGGCGGAGCAAAAGCGGAAAGUCCAGUGAAACCGGCAGCCUGCUCACUCACAACAUGCCCUUCGAUAUAUACUCGAUCAAGGGAUCGUGCGGACCGCAUCCAUUCAUCUGCCUGAACUUUGACUUCCGCAAGAUCCCCGGCGAGUACACGGAGUACUCCGUAAAGGCACAAUUCAUAACAGACGACAAUCUGGAAGCAAAGGCACAGCUCCUGCUGGAGCAGUACGCACGGACUGCGUCGCUCUUCCCGCACAACGUGGCCCUUAUUCCGGUGGGCGAUGAUUUCCGGUACAACAAGGAGCGCGAAGUGGACCAGCAGUAUCAGAACUACAAGAAGCUGAUAGAUCACAUCAUGGCCAAUCGGAGGCUGUACAACGCUGAUAUCCGCUUCGGCACGCCGAGUGAUUACUUCGAGGCCAUCAAGGAGCGCAUGAAGGAGCAGAGUCCCGGUUUCCCGAGCUUCAAGGGCGACUUCUUCGUUUAUUCGGACAUUUUCUCGGAGGGCAGGCCGGCAUAUUGGUCGGGAUACUUCACUACACGUCCCUUUUACAAGUUAUUGAGCUCCGAGUUGGAGCACCACCUGCGUUCCGCUGAGAUUCUCUUUACGCUGGCCUACAACACCGCUCGCCAGGCGAAGCGGGAGAAUGCCAUUAAGAUCUACGAGAAGAACUACGAGCUUAUCAUCAAUGCCAGGCGUAAUCUGGGGCUCUUCCAGCACCACGAUGCCAUCACUGGAACCUCCAAGGCUGCGGUGAUGCGGGACUACGCCAUGCGUCUGUUCGAGAGCACCCAGAACAUGGUAAAGAUGCAGGAAUCCUGCCUGGAGCUGCUACUGCAGAAGGGCCAGCCGCACCACCAUGGCUUCGUGCUGAGUGAAUUUGAGCGUGAUAACUUCAAUAAGCUGCCACGAAAGAUGCCCAUCCAGAUGGUCAGCGGAGAUGAGUCCACGCCUACAGCUUCGGCGGGAGGAGGAACUGGAGCGGGUGGUGCAGCUUCUACCGGAUCUGUGGGAAGCUUUGUGCUCUACAACUCCUUAGCACAGAAGCGCGUCGAGAUCGUGACCCUGCGAGUGCAGCAUCCCAAUGUUAAAAUUCUCAACGAGAAGGGCGUGGAGCUAAGUCACAUCCAGAUCAAUCCGGUGUGGAACAUCACCGAGUCCUACGAGCAGGAAAUAGGCACAUCCGUCACCGGAACGAUGGGGCGAAUUCGCACCUCGACCCGCCAAUUCGAGGUGAUGUUUGUGGCCGAGCUGGAGCCGCUGUCCCUCAGCACGUAUCGCGUUCUGGUCGAUGAGGUCAACUACAAGCGGAACAUUGCGACCAUCUACUGUGAUGAGUGCACGGAGCGAGCGGCAGCGGCAUCGCCAGGCUCUAGUCCACCGGAGGAAGUUGAAGCCUCUCCAGCUGCAGUUUUUGAGGCGCGUGCCAAGCCAGCGGGAGACAUCCAACUGGAGAAUCCGCACAUGCGCCUGCUGUUCGACGAGAAGAGCGGCUUUCUUAAGACCAUUACGCGCAAGAACCAGAAAAAGGAGCUUCUCAAGCCGAUGCAGUGCAACAUCAAGUUCGCCGCCUACCGCAGUGCCCAGUUCCACUCGGGUGCGUAUCUGUUUAAGACAGAUCCCGAGCAGAGCGAGGCCGAAAAGGAUGUGCUCGAGGGCUAUACAGACGUGCGCAUUAUCAUCACCUCGGGACCGAUUGCCAGCGACGUCACCGUCAUCUAUGGCCCCUUCCUGGCCCACACAGUGCGCAUCUUCAACACAAGGACCCAUCUCGAUGCUGCUAUAUAUGUGGAGAACGACAUUGACUUUGAACCACCGCCAAAGAACCGGGAGACGGAGCUUUUCAUGCGACUGAUCACCAACAUAGACAAUAUUGCUCAAGCGCCCAUGCAGCGUGAUCCCCUCAAGGAGCCGGCGGAGACGGGACCCAUGCCCGAGCUGCCGAUCUUCUACAGCGAUCAGAACGGUUUCCAGUAUCAUGAACGCAUCAAAGUGCCCGCCAUUGGCAUCGAGGGCAACUACUUCCCCAUAACCUCGGGCGCCUUCAUUCAGGAUUCUCGUCUCCGGCUUACCUUGUUAACCACUCAUGCCCAGGGUGCGGCCAGCUAUGAGCCCGGCCAGCUGGAGGUUAUGCUGGACCGGCGGACGCUGUACGACGACUAUCGUGGCAUGGGAGAGGGCGUCGUGGAUAGCCGUCUGACGCGACAUAAGUUCUGGCUCCUGGUGGAGGACUUGCCAGGCGGUCAGCAACCUAUCCAGCCGCCCAGCUACAAGGUGCUCAGCCAACAGGCCCAGCAUCUGGCCAACACUUUGCGCUACCCGCCAAAUCUUUACUUUUUGAGUAACCUGGAACAGCCGGAACUGGCCGCGGCGCUGCUGCCUUUGGUCAGGCUUCUGCCGAAGGGAGCGCUGCCCUGCGACGUGCACCUGACCACCCUGCGUACCCUCUCCGAUCCCGAGCUGCAGCUGUUUCCGUCCGCCUCAGCGUUGCUGGUGCUGCACCGUCAGGGCUUCGAUUGCGGCGUGAGCGCUGGCAGGGAGUUGGGUAUGCAGGCCGUAUGCCCGCUUUCCAGUCAGGGAUUGGGCAAUGUGCAGCUGGGUCGGCUGAGUCUGCACAACAUCGAGGCCACCAGUCUGACGGGGAUGGAGAAGAAACCGCCCAAGGAUGCCCUGCGCAUACGCUCCUUGGCCGAGGUCACUCUGGAGCCGAUGGAGCUGCGCACCUUCAACCUCACAUUCAGGGCGGAGGUGUGAGGCGGCAAUCACGAAGGCAUAUUUAGCUGAAAUAUUUAUUGUAUUUAUUUGUGGCUUAGCUCUAAUUUAUUAGUUGUAAGUUGGAAAGUUCUUAGCUUUAUUUAGUUCUCGUCACGUCUACUACGGUCUGUCUGCAACAGUUUUAAAAGUACAAAGCACACGACAUAUACAUAGAAUAGGGUGGGUAUUUGUUGUAUUUGUUUGUUUAAUUAAUCUGAAAAGAUAAGGAUAGAGAAAGAGAUGAAUUCCUUGCACAUCCUUUGAUUUAUAAUUUGAAUUCUAACAUCAUUAUUACCCACCCACCCAAGCAUACAGAAAGACAAGCCAUCUUGGCAGCCUGACUUUAUGCAUUCAAUGCCCAAAGACACCUUGACACACUUGACGACUGCCCAGGGCACACAUCUCACCCAGUUUCAUAUUAUAUUUACCUAAACCUGUGCAAUAAUGAUCUUGAACUCGACACGAUGGAAGCGAUGAUGCAGCGCCUAGCCUAAGGAUUAGCUUGAUUAUUUUAGAUUGAAAUAUUUAGACAGCAAGUUAGACAAAUUUUCGUUCUCGUUUGCGCGUUAUGCGUUCGCAUCGAUUUUUUUAGACUGAUUAGCCUAAAAGCUAUUGCAAAAUUGGCUCAUACAUCUUAUAUAUCUCAUUCGCUCUAACACCGAUCCUAACCCUUAAAUAGGCUUAAGUUUUAAAUGAGCAAACGUAGUAGUGGGGUAGGAAAAGUAUAAGCCAAAUAUUACAUUACAUUCACUAGCAAUAUUGUACAUAGUCGAAUAGGAUUUCCAGGCACGGUAUAUAUAGAAAUAUAUUAAAUAGCCCCACUUAGACCUAAGCCCCCCCAUCUCAACUCUCUGGAAUAUAAAUCUUCGUAUACGAGGGUCAAAUAGUUACUACUACUGCUGACUACGGAAACAGACAGAAACAUUCAAGGCAACAAAGACAAAACUUUAGAAAUCCCGAAAGGUAGGAAAUGAAAGCAGCGAUGGUUAGAAAGGAUUUGUGUAUUUAUUUAUAAAGAAUUGUAUUACUUUUAAAAAUUUAUGAAUACAAGAAAAUAAAGUAUUAAAUGGAAACCAA